AUGACUACCCCCAUCACAACCCUCCACGAAUCCAAGACCAUGAACGAAACAAUCACCCAAAUCGACACCCCCAGCCCUCAAUCUGACGGCCCCCUGUUCCCCUCAACGCUCAUCUCUCCCGAAGUCAUCGCCAUCCUCCCAGAAAACUACACGAUUCGCCCUCUCCGCCGCUCAGACUACGGCCGCGGCUACCUGGACGUAUUGCGCGUCUUGACGACUGUUGGCGACAUCACCGAGGAAGCCUGGAAUAAGCGCUAUGACUGGAUUACCUCGCGCAAUGAUGAGUAUUACAUGCUUGUUGUUUGUGAUGGAGCAGACCGUGUUGUUGGUACUGGCUCGUUGAUUGUCGAGCGCAAGUUUAUUCAUGAGCUUGGAAUGGUUGGCCAUAUUGAGGAUAUUGCCGUCGAAAAGGGCCAGCAGGGCAAAAAGCUCGGGUUGAGGAUUAUCCAGGCCCUUGAUUUCGUUGCUGCCAAGGUUGGUUGCUACAAGAGUAUUCUCGACUGCUCCGAGGCCAACGAGGGCUUCUACGUCAAGUGUGGGUUCAAGCGUGCUGGCUUGGAAAUGGCCCACUACUAUUGA
Molecule: messenger RNA, 579 nt
Organism: Penicillium nucicola
Lineage: Eukaryota; Fungi; Ascomycota; Eurotiomycetes; Eurotiales; Aspergillaceae
Gene: gup1
Product: glucosamine 6-phosphate N-acetyltransferase
Exons: 2
Coding region: 1-579 (192 amino acids)
Biological process (GO): UDP-N-acetylglucosamine biosynthetic process
Cellular component (GO): Golgi apparatus; endoplasmic reticulum; endoplasmic reticulum-Golgi intermediate compartment
Molecular function (GO): glucosamine 6-phosphate N-acetyltransferase activity; monosaccharide binding
Source: RefSeq, a predicted model, not a curated record